CUCCGGCCUGCGCCUGCACUGCGACGAGAAGCCGUGCGCGCCCGGUGAGCGACCGCUGCUGAAGAGACGAGACCGCUGUCUGCACUCAGCCUGACCCGCGACUGGCAAUGGAGUACGUGAACAACGCUUCGAACAGCUACGGUUCUGGAGACACCAUGAGCAGCUCCUUAGCCAACAUGACCAUCAAGGAUCAGCACCACCAGGAGAACGGAGUCAAAAUGAAAGAGGAUGAAGCAGCGCUCAGUGAAAAUGGGGUGAACUCUGUGUCUGAGCUCUCUCAGCCAGACAGCAGCCACUGUGAUGACGAGGUGCAGCCCGCAGAGGCGCCUGCAGAGAAAGCAGGAGCUGAAGAUACAGAGAGCACCACGAGCAAAGACGAGGGGCAACUCGCAGCAGGAGCAUCUUCAACAGCUCAAGGAGUGAUGGAUAACGGAGAUAAGACUCAAACUGCCACCACACCGACCUCUUCCCCUCAAAGACCGUCCAUAACCGCCAAGAGCACCAAAUCACCCGCAUCCUCCCGAAAUGGCCACAGCUCGAUCCCCAUUAAAGUCAGCAGCACAGGGCCAAGGCAGCCCGGAAGUGGUGCAAAGUCUCAGACUCCAGGGGCCAAAACUUCUGCCAGAACUGCAGCUCAACCAGAUGCCAGGAGUGGACAGAGCAGCCCCGGCACUCCCAAAUCCCCGGCUAGCCAAUCAAAUUCUGCAAAGUCGGGGGCCGAGGCCAACAAAGUGAAGAAGGUGGCUGUGGUGCGCUCCACCCCCAAAUCCCCGGGCUCGCUGAAGAGCCGCCCGCCGGCUCCUCUGGCCGCCGCGGUGCCGCUGCCAGACCUGAAGAACGUCAGGUCCAAGAUCGGCUCCACAGAAAACAUCAAACAUCAGCCCGGAGGGGGAAAGGUACAAAUCCUUGAUCAGAAGUUGGACUUUAGUAAUGUGCAGUCUAAGUGUGGCUCCAAAGACAAUAUCAAACAUGUACCCGGUGGCGGCAAUGUCAAAAUCGUUGAGAAGAAGCUGGACUUAAGUAACGUCCAAUCUCGCUGCGGUUCUAAAGACAACCUAAAGCACACGCCUGGUGGAGGCAAGGUGCAAAUUCUCGAUAAGAAGUUGGACUUGAGCAAUGUGCAGUCCCGGUGUGGCUCCAAAGAUAAUAUAAAACAUGUACCUGGUGGUGGCAAUGUUCAAAUUGUGCACAAAAAGAUCGAUCUGAGCAACGUUACAUCUAAGUGUGGCUCAAAGGACAACAUUCAUCACAAGCCGGGUGGUGGAAACAUUGAGAUCAAAAACGAGAAGCUGGAGUUUAAAGUUCAGUCCAAAGUGGGCUCUCUGGGCAACAUCAGCCACGUUCCUGGAGGCGGACAGAAGAAGAUUGAGAGCCACAAACUGAACUUCCGCGAGACAGCCAAGGCCCGCACUGACCACGGCGCCGAGAUCGUCUCCUUGGAAGACUCCCCCCACCAGCUCAGCACCGUGUCCUCCUCUGGCAGCAUCAACAUGACCGACUCUCCGCAGCUCUCCACGCUGGCCGACCAGGUGUCCGCCUCCCUGGCCAAACAAGGCUUGUGAACGCGCCUGCCGCACUCCCCGCCUCGACCACACGACCACGUAGAGGAGUUGUGAUACCUUCCUCGUUACUUUCACAGGACUUUUGUUUGAUUUUUUUAGCUGCCCGUCACUGUUUAUCCUCCACUAACCUUUGAAUCUCGUCGAGGUGUUGCUAUUAGAGGUCUUGAAAAAGAAAACAGAUUAACCAGUAGGCCAACAUGUAUUGAAUAUCUCUCUGUGGUCUUUGAUCUCUACACUUAAUUUGAACCUUUUGUAAGUGUCCCUUUAAGAGUUAAAGCACCCCAGCAGAGCAAAAUCCUCCCUCUGAGGAUCUCCGUACAUAUCCCGCUAAAUCGUCUAAGACUCGGUUUCCCGUCACAUUGACUGUAAACCCUUUUAGAAGUGUAUCUUAUCAGCGUCACCUUUGACGGGUGUCCCCUGAUUCUUUUUUAUUUAUUUAUUUUUUGAUAAAAAACAGAACCUUGAAGAUGGAGGUUAAUGCAGACUGUUUGUGGGACGGGGGUGGGGGUGGGGGUCCGUUUGUGCUAAAGCAGAGGGAUCAGAUACAGGGUCCGGUGAAGUGGGCGGAGGAACGGUUAGAAGAAAAAGUAGCAAAUAUUUCUCGUCAAGGCAGAAAAAAAAGCUUUCAGACCUCACUGCUGUCUUUGCUUUGUGUAGUCCCGACAUGUGCUGCACCUCGAGCUACUGCAGGAGACUGUGGGGUGGGAGGGGGGGGGGCGGAAGUGAGACCGCAGAGAGAACGGCGACUGAUCGCGCCACCUCCACACGACUUUUUACGGGACGCGCCGAACUCAGAUGUUCGUUCAGAGCCGCGAGAUCGAGAAGAAAGAGAGAAAUUACACCUAACGGAGGGCUGAAAGAGGCCUUUACCAACGGCAGCUGUGCUGUUUAACUCUUCCCUGCUUAAAACAUGACCGAGUGUGCAUCAGACGUAAGUGAGGGUGAUCUUCAACUUGUUCUAACAGCCAUCGAAACAUUUGUUAAUCGAUAAAUACACUGAAGCAUCAGGUUUUUGUAGUUUUUUUUAAAGUAGCUGGCUCGUUGUGGCGACAAUACUGUAAAGUUGUGCUGUCUGCUGCGACCUGCAGCUGCUGAGGCCUCGAGGGUCGACCUGGUUUUACUACAGUGGAUGUCAGCGUGACGGAUGACUGAGUCUAAAACACUAAACCAGCCAAAGGAUUGACAUUUAAACCAUUAGAAUCGCAGCGGAGAGCGCAACCAAAGCCGAGCGGUGACGUCAUCAUCACCGCCAGCUUCCAGUGCCAUCCAGACUUCUUGUGUUCGCAGGGUUACAGCGUGGUGGCACUUUCACAGGUUCAAACUUCCACUGCAGAGGUAUGCUGCAGCGUGCUGGGAACAUUUCACCUUAAAUAUGUAAGUUAAAGGGCCCGAGCGAUGGAAGAAUACUAAAGCUAAAUAAUGAAAAUUUUAAGAAACAAAAUGUCCAAAAGUGUGAAAACCCCACAUUUCUUCUUCUGUUUUAUUUGACUGAUUUAAGCUGGUUUUUGUUCCCCGCUGUUUCCUGUUCUCUGCUGGCCGUGUGAGUCGUUCGGCUCAGAAUGAUCGAUUAUCUGAGCUCGGUGACGAAGCGAGGGGCUGCUGCCUCUCCGCGGUCUCAUUUCUGAUGCUCUCCCCGCGUCCUAGGUGAGGGAGGGGUGAGGGAGGGGGGAGGGGAGCGUUACCUGGAUUUAAAAAAUGCAGAAAAAAGACGAAGUGAAGAGCUAGAGUAGAGACUUUGUGUUGGGCACAGUUUUAUAAUCGUACUCUGUGGAUAUAUGACAUGUAUUUGAUAUGAAGAAACAUUUGUAUCGUGCCUGCUACUGUCAGUGUUCUUUUUUUUUACUGCUCUGUGUAAAUGCGCUACAGCUUGAGGAGGGAAAAUUAACCUUAAAGUGACAUUUUCAUAGCUAAACUGUGAGGAGGAGGCUGAGUACAGUAUUUAUGCACUUACAGGUAGGUAGACUAGUUUUCACAGCGGUGACACAAACACACAAAGCGGCUGUUUUACUGUUAAUGGAUCGUUUGUACGGAGAAGAUUGUGAUUGUUGCACAGCAGGCGGAUGGUGGACGGUGAAGACCUCGUUAGGCAGUCUAUAUCCAACACACAUGCACCUGAAACACAGGACUGAUCAGCUGGUCGUGUUUCUCGCUCCCUGCAAAGUAGCAAAAGUGCACUUUGUGGCAAAAGUUUGUGGACGCAUGAGAGCUUAUCUACUGCAGAUUUUUAGCGGUAGUCCAAAAGUCACGAGCGAGGCUUGAUGAGCAUCACAGGAAGUGUUUGGUGGGCCAGAGGAGGCCCAAACGCCACAGCACACAGUGGUGCCAGACAACAAAAAGAAACCUCAGAAUUGGGCCCCGUAUUGGUGCUUUCUCAGAUUUGUUUGAUGAGGUGUUACAUUUAACCACGACUAAGUGUUUAAUUAACCUUUAGAAAAUGUGUCUACAUUCUCAGUAAAUACUGACCAAAGUACAGAACAGGAAUAUUUAGAGGAGGUGAUGAUUUCACUGCCUUCAUGGUGCUUUCACACCAAAGGGAACUUUAGGGAACAGCCAACAGCACGAGGACGACUUCAGCUGAUAGCUGGAAUCAAAUUACGUGUUUAUUUCUACUGUAAGGUUUGUUGUUUGAACAUGGGUGUCUCUGGAGAAUGACUCUCUUUUGGAGCCAGCCUCAAGUGGCCAUCAGAGGAACUGCAGUUUUUGGCACUGGGAAAAAACCCUUCAAAGUUACUAAAUGGAAGGUAGACCUGCCUUUUAGCAACAAAAGUGCCCAAGCAUCAGAUUAAAAUAUGAUCCCUUUUAAAUGGUUGAGCCAGACAGGUGCGUCCACUUGCUUUUGUCCAUGCAGUGCAUAUGUGGUCACGUUUUUGUUGUGUUCUCCAGCUGGAGCCAGGUUAAGACGUUCCCCUGCAAACAAACCCAGUUCAUGUGCUCAGAGAUGUCCCGAUGUGCCCCCCCGCUGAUUCAUUACUCGCAUUAAAAUGAGUGAAACAGCUUCUUGCAUGCAGCUCAUGUAAGAGACAGCCGUCUGCUUGUUGCCCCCCUUUCACAAAGCGAUCUGUCUGUAUAUCCUGUUUAUAUUUGCUCUGGAACUGGACGGAUGUACCAAUUCUUCUUUUUUUUGUAUAAAAAAAAAUGUGCAAUUAAGGGUCAAAAGGUCGCCGACUUUGCUGUAAGGUUUCCUAAACGAGCAAGCACACGAAAAGCUUGCAAUCUGCAUGCUAAACCCUCUUUAGUUCCAGUUCCACGCUCGUCUCCGCGUGCAGGACUGACGCGAGCACCGAGGGACGGGAGCCGAUCUCCACAGAGGUUUCCACAGUAACAACUCGUCACCUUCUUUCGUUUUUGUUUUCCUCUCUUCGGGGUUACUUCUGACGCUGUACAGUUGUGGAAAUGUGAUUGUUCUCGUUAUUGUGCAUUUUCUCAAUAACUGGUUUAUGAUGAUUCUUGUUGCUGUAUAUGUGUAUUUGAAAAUAAAUGCUAUGAAGUCACCGUGAUGGUGAAGGAGUGCAAAAAAAUCACUCCCAGAUCAGACGGGACUCAUUCA
Molecule: messenger RNA, 5109 nt
Organism: Oreochromis aureus
Lineage: Eukaryota; Metazoa; Chordata; Actinopteri; Cichliformes; Cichlidae
Gene: mapta
Product: microtubule-associated protein tau a
Exons: 15
Coding region: 108-1562 (484 amino acids)
Biological process (GO): microtubule cytoskeleton organization; neuron projection development
Cellular component (GO): neuron projection
Molecular function (GO): microtubule binding
Source: RefSeq, a predicted model, not a curated record